AUGGAAAGAAUGGUCCCUGUUGUCUAUUUCCAAUGCCUUGUUUUCCUUCUCAUGAAGGCUUUAUUGCUAUCAAAAACAGUGAUGGCAGAACCAAGGGCCAAGACUGUCAAUAUAACAUGUAACCACAAGCUAGAGCACAACUCCACUAUCUUUGUUCCAAAUUUUGUUGCAACCAUGGAGAAGAUUAGUGAACAGAUGCGCAACACUGGUUAUGGCAAAGCAGUUGUAGGGACAGGAGGACCUGACACUAACUACGGGUUAGCUCAGUGCUAUGGUGAUCUCUCAUUACUUGACUGUGUUUUAUGUUAUGCCGAGGCACGCACAGUUCUUCCCCAAUGCUUCCCUUACAGCGGUGGUCGCAUAUACCUUGAUGGCUGCUUCAUGAGGGCUGAAAACUACAGCUUCUAUGAUGAGUACACAGGACCAGGAGACAAGGCUGUUUGUGGAAACACAACAAAGAAGAACGCAAGUUUUCAAGCAGCAGCAAAGAAGGCCGUUAUGACUUCUGUUCAAACUGCACCAAACAAUAAAGGGUAUGCUAGGGCUGAGGUUGCAGUAGCAGGAACAGCAAAUGACUCAGUUUAUGUUCUGGCUAACUGUUGGAGAAGCUUGGACGCAAAGUCUUGUAGAGCUUGUCUUGAAAAUGCAUCUUCUUCCAUAUUAGGGUGCCUGCCCUGGUCAGGAGGGCGAGCACUGAACACUGGAUGCUUCAUGAGGUACUCAGACACAGAUUUUCUUAACAAGGAAGAGGAAAAUGGUUCAGGAGAUAAUGUAUUAGUGAUAGUGAUUGCAGUUGUCAGUUCAGCGAUUGUUUUGGUAAUUGGAAUAGCUAUUGUGGUUUAUAUCCGAAAACUCAGAUACGUUCAAAUGAAACGAAGAGGUUCAAGUGAUGCAGAAAAGUUAGCCAAAAGCCUUCACCACAAUAGCUUGAACUUCAAAUACUCUACACUGGAGAAGGCUACUAAUUCCUUUGAUGAAGCUAACAAGCUUGGACGAGGAGGAUUUGGAACGGUUUAUAAAGGAGUUCUGCCUGAUGGAAGAGAGAUUGCUAUCAAGAGAUUAUAUUUCAACAACAGACACAGAGCAGCAGAUUUCUACAAUGAAGUCAACAUGAUUAGUAGUGUGGAACACAAAAAUCUGGUCAGACUCUUAGGAUGCAGUUGUUCAGGACCUGAAAGCCUGCUUAUAUAUGAAUUGCUACCUAACAGAAGUCUCGAUCGCUUCAUAUUUGAUAAAAACAAGGGUAGAGAACUAAGUUGGGACAAGAGAUAUGACAUUAUCAUCGGGACAGCUGAAGGAUUGGUUUACCUGCAUGAGAACUCUGACAUUAGGAUAAUCCACAGAGAUAUAAAAGCCAGCAACAUCUUAUUGGAUGCAAAGCUUCGCGCUAAAAUUGCCGAUUUUGGUUUGGCCAGAUCCUUUCAAGAUGAUAAGAGCCACAUUAGUACAGCUAUUGCUGGAACUUUAGGUUAUAUGGCUCCAGAGUACCUAGCACAUGGUCAGUUAACAGAGAAAGCAGACGUAUAUAGCUUUGGAGUGUUACUGUUAGAAAUAAUUACUGGGAGACAGAAUAACAGGAGCAAAGCAUCAGAAUAUUCCGACAGCCUAGUGGCAAUGACAUGGAAGCAUUUUCAGUCAGGGACAGCGGAACAAUUAAUUGAUCCAUGUCUAUUGUUGGAUGACAACCAUAGAAGCAAUGUUAAGAAUGAUAUUUUAAGAGUGGUGCAGAUAGGACUUCUAUGCACCCAAGAAAUCCCUUCCUUGCGACCAUCUAUGUCAAAGGCUCUAAAGAUGCUAACAAAGAAGGAGGAGCACAUGGAAGCACCCUCCAAUCCACCCUUCAUAGAUGAAAGUACCAUGGCACUUCAUGAUCAAAAUGAUGACCCAUUUUACCCUCUCUAUGUAGCAGACUCAUUGGCUACUAUGUCCCAUAGCUCAUUUUAUCCAAGGUAA
Molecule: messenger RNA, 1953 nt
Organism: Sphenostylis stenocarpa
Lineage: Eukaryota; Viridiplantae; Streptophyta; Magnoliopsida; Fabales; Fabaceae
Source: the annotation of a GenBank genome assembly